UAUUAACUGGCCCGUCAAUACAUUGCUAAUUUCAUAAUGGUGUUCUGUUACUUUUAACAAUAGAGAGAAUAUUAGAAAGAUUACAACUCAUUGAAAUCAUGAAGGUCAAACCGAAUAUUUAUGUAAAAACUGCUCCUCAAGAAGAUGAAAGUAAUCCACCAAGUGCUGACAAGAAUCCAUAUAGAAAAGCGCGCCGGACGACAGAAAUUUGGCUACCAGAAGCAAGUACUGCAUUCAAGUUUUUCAUGUCUGCAAAUCUUGCCUCCGCUCUUUUGAGUAAUAUAUCUGACUGUGAUGAGACUUUCAACUAUUGGGAACCUUUGCAUUACCUUAUGUACGGAAACGGUUUUCAAACUUGGGAAUAUUCACCAGCUUAUGCAAUACGAUCAUGGUCUUAUAUUAGACUGCAUUCUAUUCUGACUUGGGCCCACUUGAACUUGUUCAAUUCAAACAAGUUGCUUGUGUUUUAUUUUAUUCGGGCUAUGCUAGCACUGUUUUGCUCUUUAUCAGAGGUACAUUUUUACAAAGGUGUUGCAUUAAUGUUUGGGGGUAAUGUUGCUCGCAUGCUCUUGGUAUUUCUUACCUUUGGUUCUGGUAUGUUUAUAUCUGCUGUUGCAUUUUUGCCGAGCAGUUUUUGUAUGUAUAUGACAUUUCUAACAUUUGGUUCAUGGAUGCAGGGGCAGUUACACUUUGCUGUUCUAUCUGUGGCAGCUGGUGCUAUAAUAGGUUGGCCUUUCUCAGCUGCAUUAGGAAUUCCACUUGCGAUAGAUAUUCUUCUGCGAAGGCGUAGUUAUUUUCAGUUCGCAAAAUGGUGCUUUGUUGCUUUAGUGACUAUGCUGCUACCUUGUAUGGCAAUAGAUUCUUAUUAUUAUGGAAAACCUGUUAUAGCUUCUUUGAAUAUUGUUCAUUAUAAUGUAUUUACACAACAUGGACCAGAUAUUUAUGGGGUACAGCCAUUGUCAUACUAUUUACUAAAUGGGUUUCUCAAUUUUAAUUUGGCUUUCAUAUUAGCCAUAUUAAGUGGUGGCAUUGUUUUUAUUUCUGAACUGUUGAUCAUGUUGAAAAUCAAGGGGUACAAGCCGGCAUAUAUUAUUUUUCUAUUGUUUUUGACCCCAAUGUAUAUUUGGGUCAUGAUUUUUUUCAGUCAGCCACAUAAAGAAGAAAGAUUUCUUUUCCCAAUUUAUCCUUUGAUUUGUCUGUCCGCAUCAAUUGCAGUAGCUACUGUUCAAAAAUUAUAUUGCGUAUUUAAACUGCAUGACUAUCUAGAUUCUAGAUGGAUGUCCCUGUCAACACUAGGAAUUUACAUCAUAUUAUCGCUCUCGCGAUCAAUAGCAUUAUUCCAAGCUUAUCAUGCACCUUUGGAAGUAUAUCCGAGUUUAAUGAUGGUUUCUGAAAAUCGAAAUUAUGAGCAUCCAAAUAUGCGCGUCUGUGUUGGGAAGGAGUGGUAUCGUUAUCCAUCAAGCUUUUUUCUGCCUGCUAAUUUUAGUAUGGAAUUUAUCCAAUCCGAUUUUCGAGCUCAACUGCCCAGUCACUUUGUUGGCUUGCCUCCGGAGGGUUCAAGGCAUAUUCCGACUGAUAUGAAUGAUGCAAAUCUGGAGGAAACUUCUAGAUAUGUUGACAGCGAGUCCUGUCACUUUCUUGUUGAUUUGUCAAUUUCAAAAUACUCAAUUAAUGAACCAAAUUAUGCACUGCAUUCCAAAAAUUGGAAACUUCUGAAAUCUGUAGCUUUUCUUGAUGUUUCACAGUCGCAUAAUAAAAUAUUUAGAGCUUUUUAUAUUCCUUAUAUUUUUGAGACCAGAAACCAAUUUGGAAAUUAUGUUUUGCUUCAAUCAAAGAAAAACAAGUUGCCAGAAAAGUGACCUCAAAUUAAAUUUUAUUGAGGUCUAUAUGUUAGUUGCAUCACCCUGACUUUUAAGAUAAAAAUGAAACAAGGGUUUGGAGUCAACAGGCAACCAUACUCUCUAUAUAUAUGCUUUGAUUGAUUGCUUUAGCACGCUAACUAGUUGUUGAUGUCUACUUUUUUAUCUUGCUGGAUUGUUUCAUUUUGUCCAGGUUAUUUAAUUAACACUUGUUUGUCAGUUUGGAUAUCUUUGAUUUAUUCAUGUUAUGAGGGUUUUUUGUUUUCGUCGAAAAAUAAAUUAUUUCAUAUAUUUAAUGCUA
Molecule: messenger RNA, 2160 nt
Organism: Styela clava
Lineage: Eukaryota; Metazoa; Chordata; Ascidiacea; Stolidobranchia; Styelidae
Product: alpha-1,2-mannosyltransferase ALG9-like
Biological process (GO): protein N-linked glycosylation
Cellular component (GO): endoplasmic reticulum membrane
Molecular function (GO): alpha-1,2-mannosyltransferase activity
Source: RefSeq, a predicted model, not a curated record